CCCUGAGGCUCUCCUCUCAACGCAAGGACGCUGCAACCUGAUCGCUCGUAUAAAUACGAGCCUUGUCGACCCCCUUCCUCCCGCGGCAUUUGGGUUCGGAUGAAGGGCAGAACCCGUCUCGAGAGAUCUGCGACAUGAAUCCCUACCAGUACUGCUGCACCAACCUUACCACCAGCUUUCUCGACACGUGGUGUGAGGGCAAGUUUGAGAGGCUGAACGACACCUGUUGCAGCGACGUCAAUGCCAUGAGCUGGGCCAUUAACAUCACCUACAACGUCUCGGUGAGGGACAGGCCCGACUGCGGCUAUGUCUACAGGAGCGGUGCAUUCGGCAGAGCGCGAACCAUGCGGACGGCAGGGUGGCUGGUCGCCGUGCUGCUCGCACUGCAGGCGUACAUGGCUGUACUGGCCGUACCGUAAGCUCCAGGCACCAGACAACAAGGCGUUGAAAUCUGAAUAGAUUUCAAAUAAUAUCUGGA
This is a messenger RNA of Tilletiaria anomala UBC 951, 478 nucleotides long. RefSeq lists its product as uncharacterized. Bases 135 to 419 code for a protein of 94 amino acids. The record is from RefSeq and is a predicted model, not a curated record. The transcript has a single exon. NCBI's taxonomy places the organism in Eukaryota, Fungi, Basidiomycota, Exobasidiomycetes, Georgefischeriales, Tilletiariaceae.